Messenger RNA from Entelurus aequoreus (snake pipefish), 1948 nucleotides. Its product is annotated as ATP-dependent RNA helicase TDRD9-like. The record is from RefSeq and is a predicted model, not a curated record. The coding region runs from base 95 to 1948 and encodes 617 amino acids. Gene Ontology annotation, molecular function: RNA binding; ATP binding. Gene Ontology annotation, cellular component: intracellular anatomical structure. NCBI's taxonomy places the organism in Eukaryota, Metazoa, Chordata, Actinopteri, Syngnathiformes, Syngnathidae. The transcript is spliced from 18 exons.
AUUGGCAGCUGUGCUCUGGUUCCACCCCCUAGCGGCUUACAUAUACCAUACACGACUGGAGUGUGCCGGUCAGACACACCUAACAGGUGCAAACAUGAAGAAGAUAUUCACGGCCAAGCACAUUUCUGACUGGUUCACCUCCGGGGCCACGUUUGCCAACAUUAAACUCACAGAGGAGGUGGUUGAAAAGAGUUCACCCGAGCCCUCGUCUAAAGACACGAGCCCAGGAAAGGUUUCUGAUGAACACUCCAUUAAAAGUGGGAAAUCAGUGGGAGGACAAUUCAAGGAAAAAGGUAGCAGCCAUCCUCCCCUUCAAAGCUACGAGUACCCAAGCUUGCCCAUAACCAAAAACAGACAGGAGCUGAUUUCUCUCAUAGAAAACAACUCUGUUGUCAUAAUUCGAGGAGCCACAGGCAGCGGCAAGACCACCCAGCUGCCACAGUACAUUCUGGACCACUACAGUGAGAAAAAUGCCUCGUGCAACAUUGUGGUCACGCAACCACGCAGAAUUGGUGCUACAAGUAUUGCUCGAUGGGUUGCUACACAGAGGAAGUGUACCCUCGGUAGUCUGGUUGGAUAUCAGGUUGGGCUAGAAAAGAUGGCAACUGAACACACCAGACUGAUCUAUAUGACAACAGGAGUGCUGCUGGAAAAACUGGUGUCUGCCAGGACCCUCACAGAGUACUCCCAUAUUUUUAUUGACGAGGUUCAUGAGCGUACUGAGGAGAUGGACUUUCUUUUGCUUGUCUUGAGAAAACUUCUCAACUCCAACUCACGUUACGUGAAGAUCAUACUCAUGUCAGCCACGAUCAACUGCAGACAGUUUGCAGAUUACUUCAGUACUCCAAUUCGUGGAAAAAUGAACCCAGCCUAUGUGUUUGAAGUGGAGGGGGCACCUUAUGGCAUUGAGGAUUUUUACCUGGAAGACCUUCAGCAUUUAAGUCUCUAUAGUGUGGAUUCGACCCAUUUAGAUGACCCUCACAUCUCAGCUCAGAUGUAUGAUCUUGCUGUCAGUCUCAUCCAGAGCUUUGACAAGAUAGAAGGCCAAGAUUCCAGCGAUGACGAUGGCGUACGCUUCUCAGAGAGAGGCAGUGUCCUUGUUUUCCUUCCCGGCUCACACGAGAUAACCUACAUGCAUCAAGCCCUGGCCAAGCUGGUCCGCAAAAGGUUACAGGUUUAUCCCCUUCAUUCCUCUGUGACUAUGGAAGAGCAGUAUGGUGUUUUCCUGCCUCCUGUUCCUGGAUACAGAAAGAUUAUCCUUUCAACCAACAUUGCAGAAAGUUCAGUGACUGUGCCUGAUGUCAAAUAUGUCCUCGAUUUCUGCCUGGCCCGUCGGUUGGUUUGUGAUAAAGAAUCCAAUUACCAGUCUUUACGUCUCACCUGGGCAUCAAAGACCAACUGUAACCAACGUAGAGGAAGAGCAGGCCGUGUAUCCAAGGGCUACUGUUACCGCCUCGUUAGCAAAGCCUUCUGGAAGAACGAAAUCCCGGACUAUAUGAUCCCUGAGAUGUUGCUUGCCCCCUUGACCACCGUCAUACUGAAGGUGAAGCGCCUGGACAUGGGAGACCCCCGGUCCCUCCUCUCUACAGCUCCCUCACCCCCAAACCUCAAAGACAUAGUGAGGACUGUGCUCCAACUAAAGGAGAUGGGGGCCCUGUCUGCUAAACAGGAUGUUACAUGUUUGAAUGAGGAUGGUGAGCUUACGUUCCUGGGUCGUGUGCUGGCCCACUUACCUGUGGACCUGUACCUCGGCAAGCUGAUUGUCCUUGGACACGUUUUCGGCUGUUUAGAUGAGUGUCUAAUCAUAGCUGCUUGCAAUUCUCUGAAGAGUUUCUUUGCCAUACCGACAAUGCAGCAGCUUGCCGGUCACAGGAGCAAGCUGGCUUUUGCCAAAAGCACCCAAAGUGAUUCCAUAGCAUUUGUCAACACCUUCAAGGAAUCUGUUUAA